Messenger RNA from Trypanosoma brucei brucei TREU927, 462 nucleotides. RefSeq lists its product as hypothetical. The record is from RefSeq and is a predicted model, not a curated record. The transcript has a single exon. The coding region runs from base 1 to 462 and encodes 153 amino acids. Lineage: Eukaryota; Euglenozoa; Kinetoplastea; Trypanosomatida; Trypanosomatidae.
AUGAGUUCUUCAUGGCUGUCCUUCGAGCGGUUCAUCCACAGCAAGUUUGCCACCAUGUGCCGCCGUGGCCUCGUUGUGUUCGGCUUAUUCGGUGUAGGAAGUGACUAUUAUCUCAUGCACUACUACGAGGCCUUUGAGCCAAGUGAGGGCAAGUUGUACUACAUCGACUGGAGCCCUAUUGGGAGGCCGCGUUGUCAGAUCCAUUUGUUGCCCAACAACAACUAUCCCAACUACAGUCCAUGGACUCCAAGGAAUGGUGAUGUCGUGCUUGCGCGAAGUGUGCCACACGAACCUAACUGGAUUCAGCUAAUUAGUGGAAGAUUUGUGGAGCGCGAGACGUGUGGGGUACAGCUUGCUGUGCCUAUUGAGGAGGUUCAGGAACGACAGCGACGUGAGGAACGCGGCAAAGAGGAGUUAAAGAAACUUCUUGGGGUAAAAGAUGCGACAGAUGAGCAGCUAUGA